AUGCCGCGAGUCGCCCCCUUUUACGCCGUCAAGUGCAAUCCCCAGCCGGCGUUGCUGCGCCUGCUGGCCGCGCUGGGAGCCGGCUUUGACUGCGCGUCCAAGGCCGAGUUGGAGGCUGUGAUGGCGCUGGGUGUGCCGCAGGACCGGAUCAUUUUCGCACACCCCUGCAAGCGCCCGCUCGACCUGCGGUUUGCGGCGGCGGCGGGCGUGCGUUUGACUACUUUUGACUGCGAGGGAGAGCUGUCAAAGGUGCAGGAGCUGUGGCCGACGGCGGAGCUGGUGCUGCGGCUGCGUUGCGACGAUCCGGAGGCGCGAGUGCCGUUGGGCCUCAAGUACGGCGCAGACCCGUCAGAAGCGCACCGCCUCCUGGCUGCUGCCAAGUCACUCGGCCUGCGUGUCGUCGGCGUCUCCUUCCACGUCGGCAGCAGCUGCAAGAACCUGGGUGCCUUUGAGCGCGCCAUCUCGUCCGCGCGCGCAGCUUUUGACCAGGGCCUGGCACUAGGCCAUGACAUGCGACUCCUUGACAUCGGGGGCGGGUUUACGGGACGGUUUGACCAGUCGGGCUGCGUCGUGAUCUCGGAGAUAGCCAGAGCGGUCAACGCAGCGGUCAACGCCCAUUUUCCUGUUGAGGGCGGCGUGCGUUUGAUCGCGGAGCCGGGGCGCUACUUUGCAGAGGCGUCGGCGGUGCUGGCGGCUCACUAA
Molecule: messenger RNA, 702 nt
Organism: Monoraphidium neglectum
Lineage: Eukaryota; Viridiplantae; Chlorophyta; Chlorophyceae; Sphaeropleales; Selenastraceae
Product: ornithine decarboxylase
Exons: 3
Coding region: 1-702 (233 amino acids)
Cellular component (GO): cytoplasm
Molecular function (GO): ornithine decarboxylase activity
Source: RefSeq, a predicted model, not a curated record